Adineta steineri is the source of this 513-nucleotide messenger RNA. NCBI's taxonomy places the organism in Eukaryota, Metazoa, Rotifera, Eurotatoria, Adinetida, Adinetidae. The record is from the annotation of a GenBank genome assembly.
AUGAACUUCACAAAUAAUGAUAUUCACGAACAUGGUGCACAAUAUCUUGCUAACAGUUUACAGGAAAACAAAAUACUCACCAUAUUGAAUUUCGGAUACAAUCAAAUUGGUGAUCAAGGAGCAAAAUAUUUUGCUGAUGUUCUUGAAUAUAACGAAACACUCAUCGAAAUAGAUCUCUCUGCUAAUCGUAUUGGUAACUCAGGACUACGACAUCUUGCUAAUGCUCUACAAAAAAAUAAGACACUUAAAACAAUACACCUCGGAUUCAAUGAGAUUGGUGACGACGGAGUAAAACAUCUUGCUGAUGCUCUUCAAGAAAAUAAAACACUUAUCACAUUAGACCUUCAAUGGAAUCGAGUCAAUAAUUACGGGGCACAAUAUCUUGCUAAUGCUUUACGACAAAAUAAAACACUUACCGAAUUGAAUCUUGGAUACAAUCCAAUUGGUAAUGAUGGAAAAGAAAGUCUUGGGAAAAUACUUCAAAAUAAUUCAGAAACCAAAAUAAUUUUCUGA